AAUGUCGUAAAAAGUUGUGGUAUAGUAUGUUGACAAUAUCAGAAAGAACAACAUAGUUUAGUAUAGUUUAAAACAUCAAAUAAAUAACAAAGUAUAUUAUAUAAAAAAUAUCAGAAGAAAACACAGUAUACUAUGUCGAACAUGUUGAAAAAACAAAAUGGCUCGGUAUGUUGAAAAAUGUCGCGCUAAAGUGUCCAAAAAAUUACCAGAAAUAACAAGAAUUCAUAGUAUAGUUUAAGAAAAAUAUCAGAAAAAACAAUGUAGCAUAGUAUAUCAAGUAUAUAUUUUUUAAAAUAGAAUACACCAGUAGAGUUUAUCAAAAUUAUCAGAACAAAAUCAAUGUAGUAUAUUAUUUCAGAAUAUGAAAAAAAAACUACAAGUAUGUUGAAUUUAUCAUAUCAGUUAUUUUGUUGUAUAUUUUGCUAUUUGACCGUGACAGUAAGUUUAGUAGUGAAGUGUCCUAUAAAUUAGUCAAGGAAUAGGCCUACGUAUAAUGAUCUUGAAUAAGUGCUAAUGCUGUUGUUGCUGCUCAUGGAGGAUUCAGAGUGUUAGCUUGUGUUCUAUUAGAUUAAUAGCAUCAUUGCAUCAAAUACAUAUUUUAUAUGGAAAGUCAAAGAGAGUGGCCCCCAUGAAUAAAGCACUACUAUCUGUCUUUCCGUUUGCAAUGCUUUUAGAGUGGCCCCUCUCUUGGGCCCCGUCAAUGUUUGAGUGCUUGUUGACAUUUAGCAUCUGCAUUAGCCAAAUGCUAUAUGACAGACAGCUUUGUCUCACCUCCAUAGUGUGCACACAUUGGAAGCAUGCACAUUGUGUCAGUGUGGUUUGGUCCUCUGCUAUCCUGCUGUGAUUUAACACCCUGUUGUCUCUGCCUGGCCAGGUUUGACUACUGCAGGUUCAUAGAGCUAGACUACGUUCCUAUGGAGACAGACUAUAUGGUCUCAAUGCGCCAGACAAAAAGCCUUGCAUCGUCCAACUCACCGACUAACAAGUCUCCUGAUUGCCACAGCCGUGCAACAAACUCUCCCUCAACCCCCCGCUCUCGGCGGACACCGGCAGCGCCUAGCAAUAGAGAUCCCUAUGGCAACACCCCCCUCAGCAGCAGCAGCAACUCAGGCUCUUGUAAAGGCAGUGAGUGCAGCCCCACCAAAGGUCGUCACCAGAAAUACACGUCAUGUACGGACAACCAUGGCAUCCGGCCCCCUCCACCAGAGCAGUACCUCACACCGCUGCAGCAGAAAGAGGUGUGUAUCAGACACCUGCGGGCCAGGCUAAAGGAGACCAUCAACACUCUUCAAGACAGGUGA
Messenger RNA from Notothenia coriiceps (black rockcod), 1301 nucleotides. RefSeq names its product syntaphilin-like. Bases 798 to 1301 code for a protein of 167 amino acids. Gene Ontology annotation, cellular component: mitochondrion; cytoplasmic microtubule. NCBI's taxonomy places the organism in Eukaryota, Metazoa, Chordata, Actinopteri, Perciformes, Nototheniidae. The record is from RefSeq and is a predicted model, not a curated record. The transcript has 3 exons. Gene Ontology annotation, biological process: neuron differentiation.